This is a messenger RNA of Plasmodium berghei ANKA, 2670 nucleotides long. Its product is annotated as S-adenosyl-L-methionine-dependent tRNA 4-demethylwyosine synthase, putative. NCBI's taxonomy places the organism in Eukaryota, Apicomplexa, Aconoidasida, Haemosporida, Plasmodiidae. The coding region runs from base 1 to 2670 and encodes 889 amino acids. Gene Ontology annotation, molecular function: 4 iron, 4 sulfur cluster binding; catalytic activity; FMN binding. The transcript has a single exon. Gene Ontology annotation, biological process: wybutosine biosynthetic process. The record is from RefSeq and is a predicted model, not a curated record.
AUGAUAAAAAAAAGAGAAGAUGAACUUGUACUGCCUCACAAUGAGGUAGGCAAUAUUAAUAUCUAUUCAAUUCAGAAAAAAGCUAAAAUUAAUUUUACUUUAAUAUAUGGAUCUGAAAGUAUUACUAGUUAUAAAGAAGGAAAAGAAUUUUUAAAUGAAUUAAUAGUUUUUUUUAAUGAUAUAUUAAAUCAUUUUAAUAUUAUAAGUACAAUAACUAAAGGAGAUGAAAAAAAUGAUACAAUUUUUGAAAAAUCUAUAAAUAAUGAAAUAAAUAAUAUAGAAGCUUAUAUGUUUGAAUAUUUUCGAUCCAAAUUAUUAAAAACGAAGAAGAAAAAUAAAGACGGAAAUUCUGAAAAAAAAUGCAAAAAUGAAAAAGCAGAUAAUGAAUCACCAAAAUGUAACAACGAAGUAAAAGAUAUUUUUGACAAUUUAAAAAAGUAUGAAAAAAAUAUAAUUAAAUGUGGUAAUACACAUUUUAAUAAUUAUUUAAAUUGCUCUAUAGAAAAUAAUAUUAGUGAAAUUAAUUUUGACUUUGUUAAUGGAAACGAAUUUGAUAAUUAUACAUUUUUUGAAAAUAGUGAAAAUAAUGAUUUAAAUAUUUUGUUUAUGUUUAUUAGUACAUAUAAUUUUGGAGCAUUUCCAGCAAAUUGUUAUAAAUUAGAAGAUGCUCUAACUGAUUUAGUUAAUGAUUUUAGAAUUGAAAAAAAUUAUUUAAAAAAUAUUUUUUAUAGUUGUGUUGGUUUUGGAAAUAAAGAAUAUGGAAAUGCAUAUUUCUGUACCCCUAUUAAAAAAUGUGAUAAAUUUUUAUCAUCAUUAGGAGCAAAUAAAUUAGAAAAGACUUUAAAGUUAUGUUCAACUAUGGAUAAUGAAAAAGAAAUUAUACAAUGGAAAUCUAACUUGUUAACAAAAAUAUGUUUAUCUCUUUUUUUAUACAAUUUUAAUUACACUAAAUUUAGUAAUAACUUUUUUCAUUACUCAAAUAGGAAAAACUAUAAUACUUUGAAAUAUUAUUGUACAUAUUUUUGUAAGAAAAAAGAGGAUGUAAAAAGUAUGGCCAUUAAUAAUGAUAGGGAAAAUAAACAAACAACCAAAUCAUCAGGCAAUAAUAAUAUUAAUAAAUGUGAAUGUAUAAGCAAUGAUAUGUCCUUGAAAUAUUUGGACACACCAAAAGAGCCAAAUAAUGAUCAGAACAAAUUAAUUAAUAACAUCAAUGGUCAUAUUUCAUUUUUCACAUCUAACACAGAUGUAAAUAGUACUGAGAAGUGUGGAUGCACUUCUAAUAAUUGCUCGAAUGGAAAUGAUAAAUAUAUUAACAAAAAAAAAAUCAUAAAUAAUAAUUUUGAAACACCAAUUAUAAACGAAUGCUGUAAAAAAGAAUAUGAUAAAAAUAUCGAAAAUGACGAAUUAAUUAAUAGCGAUUUUAACAGUGAAUCUAUGAGUGAAAAUAUUGACGAAAUAAAUUGUAAUAGUUCAGAAGAAUUAGAAGAUUUAUUAUCAAACAAAAUAAAAGAUAUGUUAACAGAUAACCAAAGAACAAAAUUAACAAAAGAAGGGUAUAAAAUAAUUGGGUCGCAUAGUGCAGUAAAAUUAUGUAGAUGGACAAAAUCACAAUUAAGAGGUAGAGGAGGUUGUUAUAAACAUACAUUUUAUGGAAUAAAUUCAUAUCAAUGUAUGGAAGCUACUCCUAGUUUGGCUUGUGCAAAUAAAUGUGUUUUUUGUUGGAGGCAUCAUAAAAAUCCAAUUGGGACAAAAUGGAGAUGGAACAAAGAUGAAGCAAAUUUUAUAGUUGAUGAAGCAGUUAAAAAACAUAAAAAUAUGAUAAAAGAAUUAAAAGGAGUUCAAUGCGUAAUUAAUGAAAGAUUUGAAAAUGCUAAGAAUAUUAGGCAUUGUGCAUUAUCACUUGUAGGUGAACCUAUUAUGUAUCCAGAUAUUAAUAAAUUAAUAGAUGAAUUACAUAAAAAAAAUAUUUCUACAUUUUUAGUAACAAAUGCGCAAUUUCCAAAUGAAUUAAAAAAAUUAAAAAAAGUUACACAACUUUAUAUUUCUAUUGAUGCACCAAAUAAAGAAGCUUUAAAAAAUAUAGAUAGACCAUUAUUUAAAGAUUAUUGGGAUAGAUAUCUUAAAUGCAUUAAAAUUUUAAAGGGAAAAAAAGAAAGAACUGUAUUUCGAUUUACAUUAGUAAAAGAAUAUAACAUGAUGUCUGAUGAAAUUUCAAGUUAUGCUAAAUUAAUUGAAUAUGGAUACCCCGAUUUUAUCGAAAUAAAAGCUGUUACAUAUUGUGGAUCAUCUGAAGGAUAUCAAUUAACUAUGAAAAAUAUACCUUGGCACGAAGAAGUUUACCAAUUUGCAUUUCAUUUAAUAAAUUCGAAGCGUUAUAUUUCUGAUAUUUACGAAAUUUCAUGUGAGCAUAAGCAUUCAUGUAGUAUUUUAAUAGCUAAAAAAAUUUUCAAAAUUAAUAAUAAAUGGCAUACUUGGAUAAAUUACGAAAAGUUUCAAUCACUUGUUAAACAAAAUGCAAAUUUUACUGCUAUAGAUUAUUGUGAGGAAACACCAGAAUGGGCUGUAAUUGGAGCACCAGAAUGUGGAUUUAAUCCAAGCGAUCAAAGAGUAUAUACAAAAGGGAAAAACAAGAAUAAAAAAAAUAUUAAUACUAUGGAAGUUAAAACAUAG